Molecule: messenger RNA, 729 nt
Organism: Cyphellophora attinorum
Lineage: Eukaryota; Fungi; Ascomycota; Eurotiomycetes; Chaetothyriales; Cyphellophoraceae
Exons: 2
Coding region: 1-729 (242 amino acids)
Source: RefSeq, a predicted model, not a curated record
AUGCCAGCAACCCAUGGCGACCCCUCCCUCCCCUACCACGAACUCCCCGCCGCAAACUUCAUGCCCCACAUAAUCCCCAGCAAGUCUAUAGCCAUGCGCGCCGAGGACAUCAGACCACUUCAAUUCAAGCCCGAAUGGACAAUACCUAUGAAUAUCUCGACGACGAAAAGCAUCGUGCCCGAUAUCGAUGAUCUCGGGCAGAUCAGCUAUAUGGAUCCGGAGGGGGAGCAGGUCGAGGACACAUACUACGGCUGGUCGCGUGCAUUCUGCGAGAACAUGAAGGCGCGUCGCAGAGGUUCGACGCACAACGCACGGAGAACACGUUCACGCAGCUACAGCAGCGGGAGCAGUCGAAGUCGAAGCAGAAGCCCGCAUAAGAGGAGACGGCUGAGCAGUGCUAGUGAGGCAUCAUCGCCAGGUCCCGCGCCAGGUCUGGGAGCUUCUUCCAACCAUAAAAACAAAUUCCGGCCUCCACCGCGCUCCAGGUCGACCUCGCCGCCUCCAGCAAUGGGACCAUCGCUGGGUAGUCAGAACACGACAAAUGUUCCCCCACCACCGAACUUCCCUCCCUCCGGCUUACCAACUGUGCCGCCAAUGCCGUUUCUCCUGGGGCCAAAUGGAGUGCCAAUGCCGCCACCGAGACCACCGAAUUGGAACGGGCCCUGGCCACCCCCGUUGCCGCCGCCACCUCCACCACCAGGGCAUCAGGGAAUGUGGAAUUCACGUUGA